UCGCAUUUCGCGUUUAAACACAACGGAUUUGUUAUUACCGCGCUCUUGAUUCGCGCUCUUGAAUAAACGCACACUUUUAAAUCGCAUAAACAAAUUUAUCCAAAACAAACGUUGACAGAAAAUCGUCCAAAAUGUCUCAUACGGUAACAGUUACUAGAACUACAACUACGACAACGACGUCAGCUAUCAUAAUUAACACAGGAUAUUUAAAAUCGUGGCCAGGAUUACUGAAAUUCGCACAAUUAAUUCUUGGCAUUGUCACUGUCGGAAUCGUAGGUUACUAUAUCCAUAGAUAUGGAAAAUAUGUCAACACACCCGAAAUAUUCUUCCUACUUAUGGCUGUGACAUUCCUUAUAGGAACGUUCCUACUAUUAACAUCAUGUUUGAUAUCCAUUUCCACUGCAUCUAUCAUCUCUAAAACAAUAUACGAAGUUGUCUAUCACGGAUGUGCUUUUAUACUUGUAUUGGCUGCUAGUUUGACAUUUGUCAUCGAGAUAAACCAUUGGAAAAGGAAUUAUUAUACCUCGGACUAUGAAGCAUAUUUUGCAGCAGCAGUAAUUGGAUUGGUAAAUUCAGUACUCUACCUAUUAAGUACAAUCUUCGCCUUAAGAAGCUACAGAGGUCUUUAAUUGUCUCCUAUUAGAAAUUUUUGUUAACUAUUUAUUUGUCACGGUUUGACUCACUAAGUUAAGAAAAUAAUUAUUUUGUAAUAUAUCAGCAAGAUGCAUACCAGGAAAAGUUAAUGUAUUUUUAAAAAUACACAUUGAAUAAUAUCAGGUCAAUUCUUUCUUUGCUCCAUAAUAAAGUGUUUGGAUUCUAUUUAUAUAGUAAAUGUUUACUCUUAACGUAAAAUUGUAAGGUUAUAAUUUUAUUUUAGAGUAAAGUGACAAAUUAUAAAUUUAGAAGUCUCUGUAUCUCUGGUACGGAUGCCUAUAACGUAAAUUAUCCUUAAUGAUUAUAAUGUGGAAGUUUCUUUAAUUUAUUUCAGAUUGUUAGACCGCAUUCCAAAAUA
This is a messenger RNA of Diabrotica balteata, 1012 nucleotides long. The record is from the annotation of a GenBank genome assembly. Lineage: Eukaryota; Metazoa; Arthropoda; Insecta; Coleoptera; Chrysomelidae.